Mesitornis unicolor (brown roatelo) is the source of this 1484-nucleotide messenger RNA. It is a transcript of the gene FMNL2, whose product is annotated as formin-like 2. The record is from RefSeq and is a predicted model, not a curated record. Gene Ontology annotation, molecular function: small GTPase binding; actin filament binding. The transcript is spliced from 13 exons. NCBI's taxonomy places the organism in Eukaryota, Metazoa, Chordata, Aves, Mesitornithiformes, Mesitornithidae. Gene Ontology annotation, cellular component: cytosol. The annotation marks the transcript as partial. Gene Ontology annotation, biological process: cortical actin cytoskeleton organization; cell migration; regulation of cell shape.
AAUGCCAUGAACUUGCCGCCCGACAAAGCCCGGCUGCUGAGGCAAUACGACAACGAGAAGAAGUGGGAGCUCAUCUGUGACCAGGAAAGGUUUCAAGUGAAGAAUCCCCCGCACACGUACAUCCAGAAGCUGAAGGGCUAUCUGGACCCGGCCGUCACCAGGAAGAAAUUCAGAAGACGAGUGCAGGAGUCUACCCAAGUACUCCGAGAACUGGAGAUUUCCUUAAGAACAAACCACAUCGGAUGGGUCAGGGAGUUCCUGAAUGAAGAAAACAAAGGCCUGGACGUUCUGGUGGAGUACUUGUCCUUUGCACAGUACGCAGUCACGUUUGACUUUGAGAGCCUGGAGAACAACGUGGAGACCUCGAUGGACAAGUCCAAACCUUGGAGCCGAUCCAUCGAGGACCUGCACAGGGGCAGCAAUUUGCCCUCCCCGGUUGGCAACAGCAUUUCCCGCUCGGGCCGACACUCGACGCUACGGUAUAACACCUUGCCAAGCCGAAGGACGCUAAAAAAUUCCCGGUUAGUGAGUAAAAAAGAUGACGUCCACGUCUGCAUCAUGUGUUUACGGGCCAUAAUGAAUUACCAGUACGGAUUCAACAUGGUCAUGUCGCACCCGCACGCCGUUAAUGAAAUUGCACUAAGUUUGAACAACAAGAACCCCAGGACAAAAGCCCUCGUCUUAGAGCUUUUGGCGGCCGUUUGCCUCGUCAGGGGAGGACACGAAAUCAUUUUGUCUGCGUUCGAUAACUUUAAAGAGGUGUGUGGAGAGAAACAGCGCUUUGAGAAGCUGAUGGAGCACUUCCGCAAUGAAGACAACAACAUAGACUUCAUGGUGGCCUGCAUGCAGUUCAUCAACAUCGUGGUCCACUCGGUGGAGGACAUGAACUUCAGGGUGCACCUGCAGUACGAGUUCACGAAGCUCGGGCUGGACGAGUACUUGGACAAACUGAAGCACACGGAGAGCGACAAGCUGCAGGUGCAAAUCCAGGCGUACCUGGAUAACGUCUUCGAUGUGGGAGCUCUGCUGGAGGAUGCUGAAACCAAGAACGCAGCCCUGGAAAGGGUGGAAGAACUGGAAGAAAACAUUUCCCAUUUAUCCGAAAAGCUCCAGGACACGGAGAACGAGGCCAUGGCGAAGAUUGUGGAGCUGGAGAAGCAGCUGAUGCAGAGGAACAAAGAGCUGGAUGUGAUUCGGGAGAUCUACAAAGAUGCCAACACCCAGGUCCACACCUUGAGGAAAAUGGUGAAGGAAAAAGAAGAGGCCAUCCAGCGACAGUCAACGCUGGAGAAAAAGAUCCAUGAGCUGGAGAAGCAGGGAAGCAUUAAGAUCCAGAAGAAAGGGGACGGUGACAUCUCCAUCCUUCCCGUCACUCUGACCUCAGGGAUGGUGCCGGCAGGGCCAGAGGCUGCAGCUGGUGCCUGCAUCGUGCCGGCCGCUGGAGCUGCAUCGUCAGUGCCGUUGCCACCACCUCCUCCACCGUU